AUGACUUUGGUGCGAAUACGACUGGGAUUGUUUGAGAGAGACUUGGGCCAUAGGUUUAAUGUUUCUCGCAUGUCUGUUUCAAGGAUAACUAACUCAUGGCUGAGAUUUUUGAGGUCAGAGUUCGAGCCACUUAUACAGAUACCACCUGAUGAUGUUUUGAAAUUUCAUAUGCCGAAAGUCUUCAAAGAAAUCUGUCCUGACACUGUUGUCAUUGUAGACUGCACUGAGUUCCAGAUGGAAAAGCCAUCGUCACUCGAUGCCCAAUCUGCCUGCUAUUCAUCCUAUAAGAGCACUAACACAAUGAAAGCUUUAUUAGGAAUCACACCAAGUGGAGUUGUCUGUUUUGUUAGUGAACUAUUUCCAGGAAGUACUUCUGAUCUAGAAAUAACAAUGCAAAGUGGCUUUCUUGGCAAACUUAAAAGAGGUGACGAGGUAAUGGCUGAUAAGGGGUUUAAUUGUCAAGAUGAGUUAGCAUCAGUUGGAGUUGUGCUAGUUAAACCUAAUUUUCUAAAAGACAAAAAGCAAUUUUCUACCAAAGAAACAGAACAUAAUAAAACAAUUGCAAGUCUCCGUGUCCACGUGGAAAGGUUAAUGGAACGUAUUAAAAACUGGCAUAUUUUUGAUCGUAAAAUUCCCAUUUCAAUGUCACCUGUUGCCUCUGAUAUAUUAAUUGUGGUGGCUGCUCUAUCAAAUUUUCUUCCUCCCUUAAUAGACUAA
Molecule: messenger RNA, 717 nt
Organism: Stylophora pistillata
Lineage: Eukaryota; Metazoa; Cnidaria; Anthozoa; Scleractinia; Pocilloporidae
Source: RefSeq, a predicted model, not a curated record